AUGUUGCUAUUGCGUUGCAUGUGGGUUUUCGCGAGCUCUCAACUCGUCCCCUCGUGCGCUUGGGUUCUGAACAGCGUGCUGAUGUCAGGUCCAAAGGCUGACCUAACAUAUGCCAGUAGUGUGCAGGCAGGUGCGCGGAGUGGAAUUCAAGAAUGUAAACAGCAGUUCGCGUGGGACCUUUGGAACUGUCCCGAGAGCGCGGUACUUCUGACUGCUCCUGGAACACUACGCGCGGCCACUAGGGAGACAUCAUUUCUACACGCGAUAAGUGCGGCAGGCGUCAUGUUCACGCUCACCAAAAAUUGUAGUUUGGGUGAACUCGCCAACUGCAGGUGUGACAACUCCAGGGACGGCCAACCAGGUGGACGCGGGUGGACGUGGGGCGGCUGCAGUGAUAACGUGGAUUUCGGUGAGAGGAUCUCGAGGCAAUAUGCUGAUGCGCUUGAAACUGGACAAGAUUCACAAGCGCAGAUGAACCUGCACAAUAACGAGGCUGGCCGACAGGCUGUGAGGAUCACCAUGAGGCGCGCGUGCCGGUGCCACGGGCUUUCACAAAGCUGCAGUUUACAAACCUGCUGGAUGCAGCUCCCGGAGUUCCGAGACGUCGGGAACUACCUGAAGGUGAAGCACGACCAGGCGCAGGUGCUCGAGAUGGACAAGCGGCGUCUGCGAGCUGGAAACAGCGCUGACAACCGUGGCGCGCUAGCGGACGCGUUCAGUAGCAUCGCGCGCACGGAACUCAUCUAUCUCGAGGACUCUCCCGACUACUGCACGCGGAACCUGAGCCUAGGGCUGCAUGGCACCGAGGGGCGCGAGUGCUUGCAGAACAGUGACGUCAGUCUCUCCCAGUGGGAGCGACGCAGCUGCCGACGCCUUUGUCACGAGUGCGGACUGCGCGUGGAGCAACGGCGCGUGGAGACUUCAAGCAGUUGCAACUGCAAGUUCCAAUGGUGCUGCACCGUCACGUGCGACACCUGCACUCAGGUUACAAUGUCCGACCAAAGUGUG
Molecule: messenger RNA, 1008 nt
Organism: Sardina pilchardus (European sardine)
Lineage: Eukaryota; Metazoa; Chordata; Actinopteri; Clupeiformes; Clupeidae
Product: protein Wnt-8a-like
Exons: 7
Biological process (GO): neuron differentiation; multicellular organism development; cell fate commitment
Cellular component (GO): extracellular region
Molecular function (GO): frizzled binding; cytokine activity
Source: RefSeq, a predicted model, not a curated record